Molecule: messenger RNA, 2189 nt
Organism: Podarcis raffonei (Aeolian wall lizard)
Lineage: Eukaryota; Metazoa; Chordata; Lepidosauria; Squamata; Lacertidae
Gene: GLIS2
Product: GLIS family zinc finger 2
Exons: 7
Coding region: 599-2149 (516 amino acids)
Biological process (GO): regulation of transcription by RNA polymerase II; smoothened signaling pathway
Cellular component (GO): nucleus
Molecular function (GO): RNA polymerase II cis-regulatory region sequence-specific DNA binding; DNA-binding transcription factor activity, RNA polymerase II-specific
Source: RefSeq, a predicted model, not a curated record
CGGGCAUGCGCCCAGUCCCUCUCCGCCCCCUCCGCGCGGUGAGAGGGAGGGAGGGAGGGGCGCCUCCUCUCCAGCCUUCGCAAUGGAGACGUUGUCGGAGGCCGCCCCGAGCGGGUCCCUCUCCGCAGCCGCGCGCUCGUAAAUCACGCGCGCCGGGAAGGGAAACACCCUCCGCGCGCCUGGCCUGCCCCCUCCCUGCGCGCAAGCAGGCGCCCCCCUCGCUCCGCAGCCUCCGCCUCGCCCCCCGGCGCCGCCUCCCUCCCCUUCCCCGCCUCCCCAGGCGCAGAUGUGGCGCUGCCGCGGCCCGCCCCGUCGGUGCCGGUGGGGGUGGCCGAGGCAGACGCCGGGCAGAUCGCCUCCCGGAGGAGGAGGAGGAGGUCGCUGCUCCCGCCGGUGAGAUCCCGCGCAGGGGAGCCGGGCGCGGACAAGACCAGGCCGGGGACCCCCAACCCGACCUGCGCCCGCCGCGCAGAGCCGCCGAGGGCGCGCACAAAGCCGCCUCCAGACGCCCCCGGCCCGGCCGAGGUUGAGGAGCCCCUCAAAGCAUCCUCCUCCCCCCUCCCCAAUUGACAAGUGGCCCCCUCCCUGGCCACUCGCCAUGCAUUCCCUCGACGAGCCGCUGGACCUCAAGCUAAGCAUCUCCAAGCUCCAGGCGGCACAAGCCAAGAGCGACCAGACCCUGGGCGGCUCCAGGCCCCGAUCCUUCCGCCAGGACUUCCGGAUCCGGGAGGACAGCAGCCCCGACUCGCCUCAUUCCCCACUCGACGGCCUCCAGUCGCACCCCAAAUGCCACGACAAGAGGGACACCCGCUUCUCCUCCACCCCCACCAUCGACCUGAGCCUCUCUCCUCCUCCUCCUCCCGGCUUGGACUCCCCCGGCGGGGGCCGCGCCUCGCUCUCCCCCGACAGGCAGAGCGGCGGGGAGUUGGUGAGCUCCUCCGCCCUGCGGGACCUUCAGUCCCUGCGCUACAUCGAUGGCCUCCGGAGCUCCUUCCAGUUCUUCCUGCCCCUCAACUCGGGGGGUGCCUUGCACCUGCCUGCCUCAGCCUUCCUGGGGGCCCCCAAAGAGAAGCGCCUCUCCCCAGAGAUGCCCCUGCAGAAGCAGCUGGUGUGCCGGUGGUCAAAGUGCAACCAGCCCUUUGACCUGCUGCAAGACCUCGUGGACCACGUCAACGACUUCCACGUGAAGCCGGAGAAGGACGCCGGCUACUGCUGCCACUGGGAGGGCUGCGCUCGCCACGGAAGGGGCUUCAAUGCCAGGUACAAGAUGCUGAUCCACAUCCGCACGCACACCAAUGAAAAGCCCCACCGCUGCCCCACCUGCAACAAGAGCUUCUCUCGGCUGGAAAACCUGAAGAUCCACAACCGCUCCCACACAGGCGAGAAGCCCUACAUCUGCCCCUACGAAGGCUGCAGCAAGCGCUACUCCAACUCGAGCGACCGCUUCAAGCACACCCGCACGCACUACGUGGACAAGCCCUACUACUGCAAGAUGCCCGGCUGCCACAAGCGCUACACAGACCCCAGCUCCCUGCGCAAGCACAUCAAGGCGCACGGCCACUUCAUCUCGCACGAGCAGCAGGAGCUGCUGCAGCUGCAGCCGGCCCCCAAGCCCUCCCUGGCGGCCCCCGCGGACGUGCCUUACCUCAACGGGGCGCAGAUCAUCAUCCCCAACCCCGCCGCCCUCUUCGGCAGCCACGGCCUGCCCCUCCCGCUGGCCCCCGCCCCACUGGACCUCAGCGCCCUGGCCUGCGGGGGGCUGGCCGGCCUCCACAGCCCUGUCCUGGGGCCCCUCAACCUGGCCAAGAACCCCCUCCUCGCCUCGCCCUUCGCUGCCAGCAGCCUGGGGCUGCCCGUCGUCUCCUUGCUGGCGGGGGCCGCCUCCGCCAAGGCCCUGCCCGAGAGGAGCGCGGCCCGGCCCAGCAAAGGCGGCGGGGGCGGGCAGGGGCCGCCACAGAGCUGCAAGGAAGCCAGCGGGAGGACUGAGAGGGGCCGGGGGGGCGCAGAGGGCCUCUCGCUGCUGCCUGCGGGGGGCGCCCUAGACCUCUCCACCGGCAUGAACUCGGCGGGCAGCUCAGACGGCCUGCCCCCCGGUUGGGUGGUGAUCCCCACAGGCUCCGUGUUGCUGAAGCAGGCCGUGGUGAACUGAAGGGGGGUUGCGACCCACACCAUGGACGGGGGUGGGAAUC